AGUUAACAGAAUAUGGGCGCAUGUAUUUCAACAAGUUCCCAUCUUUAGAUCAAAUCCACUUUGUGCACACAAAAACAGGAAAAACGAAUAAAAAUGAGGGUGGCGGUGAUCGGAGGUGGGGUAAGUGGAUUGGGAAGUGCUUACGUUCUUGCAAGAGAUGACGCAGUUAAGGAGUUGGUGUUGUUCGAAAAGGAGGACUCUCUGGGAGGUCAUGCUAGAACGAUGCGUUUUGAUGGCGUUGACUUAGACCUUGGAUUCACAGUUUUCAAUAGUGUUACGCAUCCGAACAUGAUGGGAUUCUUGAAGAACCUAGAGGUAGACAUGGAGGAUUCUGACAUGUCUUUCUCAGUGAGCCUUGACAAUGGCCGAGGCUACGAAUGGGGCUGCCGCCACGGCCUUUCAAGCUUGUUUGCUCAGAAGAGAAACAUUCUCAAUCCGUUUUUCUGGCAGAUGAUCAGAGAAACAAAAAAGUUCAAGGAAGACGUACAAAAAUAUCUCGAAGACCUGGAGCGUAACCUUGAUGUCGACAGAACAGAAACCCUAGGAGAGUUUCUCGAGUCUCAUGGGUAUUCUAACGUGUUUCAAAAGGCUUACUUGGUACCAGUAUGUGGUUUGAUAUGGUCAGGUUCAUCAGAGAGCGUUCUCAACCUUUCGGCGUACUCUGUUCUUUCGUUUUGUCGUAACCACCAUUUGCUUCAGCUCUUUGGGAGGCCAGAGGGGCUGACUGUUGCAGGACGUUCUCAGACUUUUGUGGCAAAGGUUAGGGCAGAAUUGGAGAAACGAGGAUGCAAGAUUAUAACAAAUUGCAAAGUACAAUCUGUUGCGACAUCUGAGAAUGGUUGCGUCAUAGUAACAACUGAAGAUGGAUCUCAACAAGUAUUCGAUAAAUGCAUAUUAGCUGUGCACGCACAAGAUGCUUUGAGAUUCCUUGGAGAUAAAGUUACUUAUGAUGAGACUAGGGUUCUUGGUGCUUUCCAAUACACUGACAGCGAUCUUUAUCUCCACCGUGACACUGACCUGAUGCCACGGAAGACUGGUGCUUGGAGCGCUUGGAAUUUCCUAGGAAGUUCUGAAAAUAAAGCGAGCGUUACAUAUUGGCUCAAUAUAAUUCAGAAGCUUGGAGAGGAACAUGAUCCAUUCUUUAUCACUGUUAAUCCUGAAUAUACACCAAAGAGAACAUUGUUCAAAUGGACCACUAGUCAUCCUGUGCCCUCUGUUUCCACUUGGAAAGCUUCACAAGAAAUAUACCAGAUUCAAGGGAAGCGUGGUAUAUGGUUCUGUGGUGCAUAUCAAGGCUAUGGUUUCCAUGAAGAAGGACUAAAGGCUGGUAUGGCGGCUUCACAAGGUCUGCUAGGGAAAGAUAUGGUUCCAACUCUUACCAACCUGAAACAUAUGGUCCCAUCUGUAACCGAGAAAGGGGCUCGGUUUUUCUUUACUAAAUUCUUGAGAAACUUUAUAUCAACCGGUUGUAUAACAAUACAUGAAGAAGGAGAUACAGUGCUCACUUUUGAAGGAAAGGAUUCGAGCUGUCACUUGAAAUCUAUCCUUGAAGUCCACAAUCCUCAGUUUUACUGGAAGGUUAUGACACAGGCAGAUUUAGGCCUUGCUGAUGCUUAUAUCAAUGGAGAUUUUUCAUUUGCUGAUAAGGAAAGAGGGCUUUUAGAUCUGAUCAUGAUUCUCAUUGCUAACAAAGAAUUGAACUCAAAAAACUCAAAACGUGCUAAGAAAAGGGGAUGGUGGACACCGAUGUUUCUGACUGCCAGUUUAGCAUCUGCAAAUAAUUUUCUAAAGCAUGUCUCUAGGCAAAACACAUUAACUCAAGCUCGAAGGAACAUUUCUCGUCACUAUGAUCUUAGUAAUGAGCUUUUUGCUUUGUUCCUGGAUGAUACCAUGACUUAUUCCUCUGCAGUAUUCAAGUCGGCUGAUGAAGAUCUGAGAACUGCACAAAUGAGAAAAAUAUAUCUUCUGAUUGAUAAGGCAAGGAUUGAGAAGAAUCAUGAGGUUUUAGAAAUCGGAUGCGGGUGGGGAACUUUAGCCAUAGAAGUUGUGAAAAGAACUGGAUGCAAAUACACUGGCAUCACACUUUCUAUUGAACAACUUAAGUAUGCAGAAGAAAAAGUGAAAGAAGCUGGACUUGAGGAUCGGAUUACGUUUAAGCUCUGCGAUUAUCGCCAACUAUCUGAUGCUCACAAAUAUGACAGGAUUAUAUCUUGUGAGAUGCUAGAAGCGGUUGGCCAUGAAUUCAUGGAGACAUUUUUCAGACAUUGUGAAGCUGCACUUGCAGAAGAUGGCAUUUUUGUAUUGCAGUUCAUAUCAAUACCUGAGGAGCGUUACGAUGAGUACAGACUAAGUUCAGAUUUCAUAAAAGAAUACAUAUUCCCUGGUGGAUGCCUUCCUUCUUUAGCCAGAGUUACUUCAGCCAUGGCAUCUUCUUCUAGACUAUGCAUUGAAAACGUUGAGAACAUUGGGAUUCAUUACUACCAAACAUUGAGAUUGUGGAGGAAGACCUUCUUGGAGAGACAGAAACAAAUAAAUGAUCUUGGAUUCGACGAUAAAUUCAUCAGAACAUGGGAAUAUUAUUUUGACUACUGUGCAGCUGGUUUCAAGACUCUUACCCUUGGAAACUAUCAGGUAGUGUUCUCACGUCCUGGAAAUGUAGCUGCACUUGGGGAUCCAUUACGCAGCUUCCCUUCUGCUUAAGUAUAAUCAAGAUUAUAUGCAUAUUUUUCAAACUUUCUUAAAGUAUUAUUACUCUCAUUUCUUGUGUUGUUUUCCAUAAAAGAUUCAUAGUUUCCGUGUGAAAGUAUAUAUGUAAACUUGUAAGAAUAUAUGCUUCCAUAAUUCUGUACCAACAAUAUUGUACUGUCCAGACCAUAUAUCAAUUUAUUCUACAAUAAAAGUUCAUAACCGCC
Molecule: messenger RNA, 2912 nt
Organism: Brassica oleracea var. oleracea
Lineage: Eukaryota; Viridiplantae; Streptophyta; Magnoliopsida; Brassicales; Brassicaceae
Exons: 23
Coding region: 94-2700 (868 amino acids)
Molecular function (GO): oxidoreductase activity; methyltransferase activity
Source: RefSeq, a predicted model, not a curated record